Molecule: messenger RNA, 2085 nt
Organism: Macrosiphum euphorbiae (potato aphid)
Lineage: Eukaryota; Metazoa; Arthropoda; Insecta; Hemiptera; Aphididae
Source: the annotation of a GenBank genome assembly
AUGAAUGAAGAAGAAUCAGAAAUUAAAAUGUCUGAGCUUUUGACCUCAGAUAACUUACUAGAUUUUGCUUCUUCAAUAAAAUGUGAAAAAAGUGGAUCUUUAAUGAGAGAAGGUCCUGGUCGUGUCGUAUCUUCAGCUACAAAUAGUACAAACCAUGUUCUUUGUGUUCAUGGCCAUGGGAAAUUGCUGGAGUUAUUUAUUUUUAGUGGAGAUGGUGAAGCAUUAGAACGUUUGCGUAAUCGUCAACGAAAAUUUAGGAAAAAGGCUUCUAAGCGCGAUGAAAAUAUUGAAGACACAGCAUUUUUAAAUGAAAAAAAUCCUGCAUUACAAGAUGUGGUUCGACGAUUACCUCCUAUUUUAACGGACUACAAAAUAAGGUCCGCUGAUUUGGUUGUAACCCAGACUCACGUUAAGGUUGUUGUAAGUAUGGCAGAUAACACUUUGGCGUUUUAUUCUUUAUCAUUAGGAGUUGGUAAAGAAGUAAAAUUAAUUCGUAAGAUUUCGUUACACGGCCAUAGAUCAAAUGUUAGAGUUAUAUCAUUUAGUUCAGAUAAUUUAGCAAUGUUCACUGGAGGUUCAGAGUCUAUCAAAAUGUGGAGCAGGAAAACUCUUAACUGUAUUCGAACUGUCGAGACAUCUAGUGCUGUUCAGUGUUUAUGUGUGCUUCCUGGUGACCGACACAUUUUAGCUGGACUGGAAGAUGGUAAAUUGUUGGUAAUUGACAUAGCUGCAGGAGAUAUUAUUGAAAGCAUUUCUGCUCAUCAAAAAGAUUUGAAGUCAAUUUAUAUGUUACCAGAUGAGUUAGGUUGUGUAACAGGUGGUGGAGAUAGCACAGUUAAACUAUGGCAAUUAGAACUGGUAACUUUGCCGAGUUCUGAUAGAAAAGUGUUAUCGUUGUUACACUUGAAGACAUUAGAGUUAGAUGAAAAUGUACAGUGCGCAAGAGUAAGCCCAGAUAACAAAUUGCUAGCAGUUGCUCUUUUAGAUAACACAGUCAAAAUCUUUUUUAUGGACACAUUUAAGCACUUUAUUGAUCUUUAUGGACACACAUUACCAGUAAAUGAUAUGGACAUAAGUUAUGAUUCGUCAAUCAUUAUAACUGCAAGUGGUGAUAAGACAAUCAGAAUUUGGGGCUUGGAUUACGGAGAUUGUCAUAGGCGCUUAACAACAGAGUCUACAUUGACUAGUAUUAAAUUUAUUCCUAUGACUCAUCAGUUUUUCACUUCAGACAAAAAUGGAAACAUUAAACAUUGGGACGCUGAUGUCUUUGAAAGAGUUUUAACACUUCAAGGUCACCGAGGUGAAUGCCGCAAUAUGUCUGUGAGCGGAAAUGGUUAUUAUGUUGUGAGUUGUGGACAAGACAAUGUUAUACGCUUAUAUGAAAAAACAGAAGAGCCCCUUGUAUUAGAAGAUGAACGGGAAGAAGAAAGAGCACAAGAAGAUGAUAAAGAAUUAGCCACUGGCGAAGAAACCAAUGUAUAUGGAGGGCCAUCUGUUCUCGCAUUGCCGACAAAAAAAACCAUUUCAUCAGAGAAAGCUGCUGAAUUAUUGUUGGAAUGUUUAAAUGUAAUCAAAGAAUACAAAGAUAACCUAUUGGAAAGUGAAAAUAAAGGUGUAGACAAACCAACAUUACCAAUAAUAAUGACCGCGUUUAAUGUUAAAACCACUGAUGAUUAUUUAUUGGAAAUAAUUAAAAGGAUACGCUCCAGUGAGUUGGAAGAGGUUUUAUUACUUAUGCCUUUUUCAAGCGUAUGUUAUUUUAUGGAAGCUUUAAUACCUUUGUUAAAUCAUAUGCACCACGGAAUUGAGCCAGUUGUCAGGUCACUCAUAUUCUUAGUACAAACAUUGCACAAACCAAUAUCAUCCGUCAAUGAUAUGUUGCCUAUUCUAAGGCAAUUAAAUGUACUCGCUACAAAGAAAACCAAUGAAUUUAGAGAUUUAGUGGGAGAAAAUUUGCACUCUUUAAUGUUCAUAAAUAAUAGUCAGGAAGAGGAAGAAUUAGUAUUCAACAUAACACAAAAUGUUCAAAAGAAAAGAAAACGACAAAAGCAAAAACUGUUGAAAAGUGUGAUUGUUAAUAUCUAA